Morchella sextelata is the source of this 675-nucleotide messenger RNA. RefSeq lists its product as uncharacterized. The record is from RefSeq and is a predicted model, not a curated record. The coding region runs from base 1 to 675 and encodes 224 amino acids. Lineage: Eukaryota; Fungi; Ascomycota; Pezizomycetes; Pezizales; Morchellaceae. The transcript is spliced from 4 exons.
AUGAGUCCAAGACAGCUUCUUGACCGGGAUCCUGGUCAGCUGACCGUCCCAAUCGACCAUAUAUGGAUCCAACUAAUACCGCGCUUCACUGACCGUAAGGAUUACGCGUACCUUUAUUUGAAGGCUCCAGAACAGUAUCAACUAGAUAGUGCUCUCCUUUCUCUCGGUCAACAUGACGAUGCCUCCGCGCAGGAUAUUGUUGGUAUUAUGGUGAACGGAAAGAUUUAUGUCGACGACGAGCCGUACUGGAGGGGUCUUUUAGUUCAUACAGACUCCUAUAAGAUUGUCUACGUGCGCCGGCCCUUUUGGCAGCAGCCCUUAGUGUGGUUAUGGGACCACAUCUUUGAGACCCCACUUGUGGACAUGGCGGAUGUUCCUGCACGAUCACCUUACUACCGCACGAAUUUGGCAUACAAUCGUCUCGUUUAUGAGAAGUUGAUAGAAGGCCCGCCGCAGUCGACUGAUCUCGAGGAGAAGGCUAGAUUGGCCUGCAAACUACGGAAACAGUCCCGGGAACCUGAGGAAUACAUUCAAAAGGCCUAUAAUGAAGGGCGCCUGACCGAUUAUGACCGGCUUAGACUGUUCGCCCCGAUCGGCUCAAAACAUUGUGAGUGCUUCGCCGCUACCGAUGCUUCUGCUGAUGCCUCAGCUGCUGCUUUUGCCUCUGCUAAUUAG